Molecule: messenger RNA, 1173 nt
Organism: Naumovozyma dairenensis CBS 421
Lineage: Eukaryota; Fungi; Ascomycota; Saccharomycetes; Saccharomycetales; Saccharomycetaceae
Product: GDP-mannose transporter
Exons: 1
Coding region: 1-1173 (390 amino acids)
Cellular component (GO): membrane; Golgi apparatus
Molecular function (GO): GDP-mannose transmembrane transporter activity; antiporter activity
Source: RefSeq, a predicted model, not a curated record
AUGGUAAACUCAAAUACAAACCCUAAGGGGUUAAGAACAUCGUCAUCUUCACAUCAUUCCAUUGCCAAUUCUGGUCCUAUCUCAAUCUUAUCGUAUUGUGCAUCUUCCAUCUUAAUGACAAUGACAAAUAAAUUCGUAGUCAAUUUACCAAAUUUCAACAUGAAUUUCAUAAUGUUACUUGUACAAUCAUUCGUUUGUACUUUAACUUUAAUCAUUUUGAAAAAAUUCAAUAUUACAAAUUUCCGUCCAUUAAACAAGAAAGAUACAUUAAAUUGGUUACCCAUUUCUUUCCUCCUUGUCAUUAUGAUAUUCACAUCUUCUAAAUCUUUACAGUUCUUACCUGUCCCCAUUUAUACAAUCUUCAAAAAUUUAACAAUUAUUCUUAUCGCUUACGGUGAAGUUUUAUUCUUCGGUGGUAAAGUAACUCUAUGGGAAUUAUCUUCAUUCAUAUUAAUGGUUUUAUCUUCCAUAGUAGCAACGAUGGGUGAUAAUCAAGCUUUAAAACAAGCUACAGCUUUAUCAAUUGCUAAUUCCACCGCUCAAUUAAACCAUCAAGGUAAUAAGAAAACUACCACUGAAGAAAUAGAGUUAUCAAAUAUUACCAUAUGGACAACAAUUAUGGGGAAUCCAGGUUAUCUUUGGAUGUUUAUAAAUUGCAUAUCAUCUGCAUUAUUCGUAUUAAUAAUGAGGAAAAAGAUUAAACAAACAAAAUUUAAAGAUUAUGAUACAAUGUUUUAUAAUAAUAUCCUAGCAUUACCAAUCCUUUUAAUAUUUUCAUAUAUUGUAGAAGAUUGGUCCCACGAUAAUUUGAAAUUGAAUUUAAAUAAUGAUUCAGUUAUACCAAUGAUCAUUUCAGGGUUAGCUUCCGUCGGAAUCUCUUAUUGUUCAGGUUGGUGUGUUCGUGUCACUUCAUCAACUACUUAUUCCAUGGUCGGAGCAUUAAAUAAAUUACCAAUUGCUCUUUUCGGUUUAUUAUUCUUUGAUGCUCCAAGGAACUUUUUAUCUAUUUUUUCAAUUUUUUUAGGUUUCUUAUCUGGGUUAUUAUAUGCAUUCGCUAAACAAAGGAAAAAUAUAUCAACAUCAACAUCUGCAAAAAAUACUGCUGCUGCUGCCGCUGCUGUUGUUGUUGCUCCAUCAUCAUCAGCUACAAUUUCUACUUCAAAUGAAAAAUGA